ACUUACACACAUUAUAUGGGCAGUAGCUGCGCUCUAUAAUCCGUGUGACUGCUCCGAAAAGUUGCAUCCCGCAGAAAGUCGCUUUCCCAUAACAUAUAUAUCUUUCGGUCCGAUCCCCGGAGGCUCUGGAUCACGUCGUACAUCGUAUAUAGCAUUAUUCUCGAGGAGCAUAAUACGAAAUGGUCUCGUCGACCGAGCCACUGGUGCGGAGGUGCCGCCAAGCUGUUGUUCCGUAGCUGGGCUCCGUGAUUAGAUUGGCGUUCGGCGCAGCUCGCUUCUCUCUUUCUUUCUCUCUUUCUCUCUCGCUUGCUACAUUCUCAUGUUUAUUCCGUCCGUUGGCAGCUCACCUGGCCACAGGAGUUGCAUCCGUAUACCUCACCUACACAUCUGAUAUCGGACAAUUUUUCGCUCUGUGUACGCGUGUACAUGUGUGUGGGUGUGUGCGUGUAGUACGUGAUGUGCGCGCAUCAGCUGCUGCUUGACGUAUGCUGUUGACACUUGACCGACUGCAACUGAAAACAAGGACGGAUCGUCGGUGCAUUUUUCGGAAUCGAGGACUGCGCCUACUCUGCGACUGGUCAAAGGGCCGCAGUCCAGUUGUUUGGGUAUAGUCCUCGUGGGUCCUCGAGUUCAGCAGGCAUCAUUUACGUGCUAUAGUGGCGGCGAAAUUCUGUAACGGUGUGCUACACGCGAUCGCAGUCCGCACGUCUCUCGCACCGAUAUAGCCAACACCUAUACAGCGAAACAUAUAUCGAAGCAGCGCGCACACGAGGAGUGCCUCGCUGACAAGUGUGUGCGCGUGCCCGCUCACCCGCGCUCUUCUCCUCUGUUGACUUUUUGCUACUCCUUGUGUUGGCGCGUGUGUCUGUGUGUCUGUGCGCACAUGCAUAUGUUGCUGCUGCUGCUGCUGUGACUGCGAGACUUGCAUUUCUAUACAUAUACAUGUAUAUGUGCAACGGCCAGCUACUAGAACCAAGAGUGCAGUGCAUACAUACAACGACGUUUGCACACGCACCUCGUGUACGUGUACUGUUCGCGCACACCAACGUUGCUUCGUCGUCCAGUGUGUAUAAUUGACCGAGUACACAAGUCAUCAGCUGUGAGCUGUAUCCAGAACGAUUUAAGCUGGAGGGACGUAUUUUGAGUCGGAGAAGAACCGAGAUGGCAUCGAGAAGAUGGUUUCAUCCAAACAUCUCGGGUCUCGAAGCGGAACGGCUCUUGAUGGAAAGAGGAUACGAUAGCUCGUUCCUGGCGCGGCCUAGCUCCUCCAAUCCCGGCGACUUUACGCUCUCGGUGAGGCGCAAUGGCGAAGUGACGCACAUCAAGAUCCAGAACACCGGCGACUUUUACGAUCUCUAUGGGGGCGAGAAGUUCGCCACGCUCUCGGAACUCGUGCAAUUCUACAUGGAGAACGGCGGCCAGCUGCGCGAGAAGAACGGCGAGGUCAUCGAGCUCAAGUACCCGCUGAACUGCGCCGAUCCCACCACCGAGAGGUGGUUCCACGGCCACCUCUCGGCCAAGGAGGCCGAGCGCCUCAUGCUCGAGCGAGGCAAGAACGGCUCCUUCCUGGUGCGCGAGUCCCAGAGCAAGCCCGGCGACUUUGUACUCUCGGUGCGCACCGACGACCGCGUCACCCACGUCAUGAUCAGAUCUCAACAGGACAACAAGUACGACGUCGGGGGUGGUGACAAAUUCGACAGUCUCAGCGAUCUCAUUGAGCACUACAAGCGCAAUCCAAUGGUCGAAACGAGCGGUAGUGUCGUCCACUUGAGACAACCGUUCAACGCGACGAGGAUCAACGCGAGCGGCAUCGAGAGCCGCGUGCGCCAAUUGCACAAGGAGAACGGCUGCUCCAAUGGCUGGCUAUGCUGGAACGGAGUGAACGGAAUCGAGGAGGAAGGCGCCGUGCGCGGCAAAGGCAAAGCCGGCUUCUGGGAGGAAUUCGAGUCGUUGCAGCAAUUGGAAUGUCGACACUUGUUCUCGAGGAAAGAAGGCCUCAGGCCCGAAAACAGGGCGAAAAACAGAUACAAAAAUAUUCUACCAUUUGACCACACGAGAGUCAAGCUAAAAGACUUUGACCCCGAAGAUCCAGGUGGUGAUUACAUAAAUGCCAAUUAUAUCAAAAAUGACGAUGAGUCGAGUACGACUGGAAACGUAGACAAUAGUAUCUUCAAUAAAUGCUACAUCGCAACUCAAGGAUGCUUGCCAAACACCAUUGCCGAUUUUUGGCAAAUGGUCUACCAGGAAAAUACUCGAGUUAUCGUCAUGACCACCAAAGAAAUGGAACGAGGAAAGAACAAAUGUGCUCGUUAUUGGCCCGAAGAUGGCGAGAGCAGUGAAUACGGCUACGAGUGGAAAGUACGAACAUUGAAUCGCACAUCGACGGCCGAUUAUACUUUGCGAGAAUUUUUAUUGCAAGGGACUAAACCACAAAACAGAGCACCAAGACGUAUUUAUCAUUACCACUUUCAAGCGUGGCCUGAUCAUGGAGUACCUGCCGACCCAGGCUGUGUCUUGAAUUUCCUCCAUGACGUUAAUGCUAGACAAGAGUCCAUUACCGAGGGGAAAUCUCCAGUUGGUCCUAUACUUGUUCACUGCAGUGCUGGCAUUGGUAGAACUGGUACCUUUAUAGUUAUAGAUAUGAUCCUUGAUCAAAUUAAAAGACAUGGUUUGGAUUGUGAAAUUGAUAUUCAAAGAACAAUCCAAAGGGUACGAUCGCAGAGGUCGGGCAUGGUUCAAACAGAAGCACAAUAUAAAUUUGUUUACUUGGCUGUUUUACAUUACAUAGAAACCGUGUCUCAAAGAAUGCAAGCUGAACAGAAAUCGAUUCAAUUGGGGCGGGAGUACACCAAUAUUCGAUAUAAGAGCGAAGGUGUCAGUAAAAGUGAAACACCAGCCUCAACACCAAAUCCUGCGACAGUUUCUACAGGUAGUUUUACUCUGCCUUCGCCUUCUGUAACGAGGCCAAAAUAAAAUCCAGAUUGUCACCUGUGACCGGUGUGAAUAUUCCUGUUACCAGCGCAAAUCAGUCAUCCAUGACUUUUUUUUUAGUGUAGCGCAUGCUUCUAUCUUUUAUAGACCUUUAACUUAACUCACUUCCGCAAGCACAAUAAAGUUGGAAACAAGAGGUACAUUUUGUGUAUCGCAAGCAUAUAAUAUAAAAACGAGCAUCUGCCAGUGUUUAGAACUGGUUUUCAAAACAACACAGGCCUUAUUUUGUUGAUAAAGUGAUACAUUAUAUUCUUUUUAUAAUGAAGACAAUUAUGAGAACGAAUUAAAUAAUUUAAUGAUUUU
Trichogramma pretiosum is the source of this 3294-nucleotide messenger RNA. RefSeq names its product tyrosine-protein phosphatase corkscrew. The coding region runs from base 1162 to 2973 and encodes 603 amino acids. The record is from RefSeq and is a predicted model, not a curated record. Lineage: Eukaryota; Metazoa; Arthropoda; Insecta; Hymenoptera; Trichogrammatidae. The transcript has 10 exons. Gene Ontology annotation, molecular function: protein tyrosine phosphatase activity. Gene Ontology annotation, biological process: protein dephosphorylation.